ACGACGUCAGUCUAUGAAGCGUUGCAGUCUCUGGUAGACAUUAGGAGAUAGUGAAACCAUGCCUCUGGCGCCAAAUUGAUGAGUAGGUCAUAGAAACCAAGUGAAACCCAUCCUCAAUAUGUAUAAUAUACACAGCAGAAGAAGAACUAGCUAGACCCUGGACGGUGACAAUGGUGAAAUAAAGUGAAAUUAAUGAUAUAAAAACACAGUGAGAAAAAAACUUCAAAAUGGGAUGCAAUUCUCAUUUCUUAGACAAAUUUCUAAAAAAAUGGUUUUACAAUCUAGGAUUCUUUAUUGGAGAAAAUCCUGGCUAUUUUCUCAUAAUACCUUUACUAUUAACAGCGCUAUGUGCCUCCGGGUUUCAAACAGUGAAUAUAGUGGCAGAUCCAGAAUAUCUUUUUAGUCCCUCGGACGGAGAAGCGAAGACUGAAAGAGCAAUCUUGGAAUCACAUUUUCCUACAAACUACAGUCAGUUUGAUCCUAGUAGAGCUUCCAGGGGAGGAAGGUUUGGUCGUCUUAUAGUUACAGCAGCAGACGGAGGCAGUAUUCUUCGAUCUCAGGUUUGGAGAGAACUUAGUUUUCUGAACGAUGUUGUUAAGAAUAUCAGUAUCCAGUGGGAGGAGACAAACCUUGGUUAUAAAGAUAUCUGCGCCAAGGCGUUGAACGGAUACUGCUGGGGGAACGAAAUCCUGGAGUUGGGAGCAUACAUAGAGGAGAUAGAAUCCAGGGAGCUCAACCUAACCUAUCCUAUUUGGCUCAGUCCGGAUACAUUCAAGGCAUAUGCUUUCCCGAUGUUCUUCGGUGGUUUUCAUCUGACAGAGGACAGUACGAUCGAAGGCAUUGAAGCUGUGAGCUUAUUCUACUUUCUCGACACUACAGAACCCUGGAUGAUUAAACGAGGAUCUACUUGGGAGGCGUCCUUCCUUGCAUCAGUCAACUCUUUAAACCUGACAAACCUUGUUAUAGAACGGUUUAGUUCUCUCACCCUGGAGACAGAACUAGAGAACAACACUAACUCCGUUAUCCCAUACUUCUCCCUCAACAUUGGCAUUAUGGUCCUCUUCUGUAUAAUAACCUGUAUGAUGACGGAUUGGGUGAAAUCCAAACCCCUCCUAGGACUUAUGGGAGUUGUGUCCGCAAUAUUUGGAUCCAUCGCUGCUUUUGGUCUGGUUAUGUACCUCGGCAUGGAGUUUAUUGGCAUUAACCUCGCAGCUCCCUUCCUCAUGCUCGGGAUAGGGAUAGAUGAUACUUUCGUCAUGUUAGCCUCCUGGAGGAGAACUUCAAUCCACGAUCCUGUCUCCGUUAGGAUGGGGAACUGCUACAGAGACGCCGCCGUGUCCAUCACCAUCACAUCUAUCACGGAUAUGCUCAGUUUCUGGAUCGGCGUCAUCACACCCUUUCCCUGCGUACAGAUAUUUUGCGUAUACACUGGGGCUUGCGUAGUAUUCACCUACUUUUGGCACAUUACAUUCUUCGGAGGAUGUAUUGCAUUGACUGGAUACGCGGAGAAACAGAACCGACAUGCUCUCACAUGUUGUGUAGUUCUUCCAAAAUCGCAAGCAGAAAACAAGAGUUGGCUCUACCGUAUAUUUUGUACUGGUGGAGUAAACUCAGAAGAUCCAUGGAACCCGAAGGACAACAAAGAGAACGGGAUGAUGAAGUUUUUCCGUGAUGUAGUCGGCACCUGGAUAAACAAAUCGUCCUCCAAGGCUCUGAUUCUCCUAGUGUUCUUCGUCUAUGUUGGAGUUGCAUCCUGGGGGGUUACGCAGCUAAAAGAAGGUUUGGAGAAGAAGAAACUAUCCAGGUUUGAUUCCUACUCCGUGACCUACUAUGAUGCAGAGGAUAAAUACUUCAGAGAAUAUCCAUUCCGUAUCAGUGUAACGGUUAGUGGACCAUUGGACUAUAGUGAUAAGAAGAUUCAAGAGGACAUGGAGAAACUACUCUCUGCUCUAGAGAAUACAACAUUCAUAGCUCCGAUAUACACUGAGAGUUGGCUCAGAUCUUAUGUAGACUAUGUGGAUCGAUGGAAGGAUUAUCCAGACUCAGAACUUAAUGUUGACGAUGAGCAAUCAUUCAUUAAAACAUUGGAAGAGGUAAACUCUCUAUUAAUUAAACUGAAGGAAAUAUUUAAUUUUUUUCGAAUUUUGUUUGGUCAUGCUGAUUGCGGGACGAAAAAGCAUAUAUACGGGAGCAGGUUUGUUCUCCAGGGGUUCAAUAUCACCAAUGCUAAAGACGAAGCUUCUCUGGUUCGGGAGCUGAGAGCAGUCUGUUCAGCUUCAGGAUACAAUGUAACUGUGUUCCACCCAUACUUCAUAUACUUCGACCAGUUUCUCCUGGUUCUUCCGACAACUGUUCAAUGCGUCGUGAUUGCUGCUGCUGUCAUGAUGGUUGUCUCCUUGAUCUUCAUACCGAACCCGAUCUGUUCGCUGUGGGUCGCCUUCUCCAUCAUCUCCAUUGAGCUGGGGGUUCUAGGGUUCAUGACACUGUGGGGAGUUAGUCUGGAUUCUAUCUCCAUGAUAAACCUAAUCAUGUGUAUAGGGUUUUCCGUGGACUUCGCAGCUCACAUCUCCUACCACUACCUAGAUGCUGAGGGAACCCCAGACGAGAAGGUGAAGGCUAGUCUCUACGGAUUAGGUCUACCCAUAGUACAGGGAGCAAUAUCUACCAUACUUGGAGUUAUAGGACUCAUGAUUGCUCCGUCCUACAUCUUUAUCACGUUCUUCAAGAUGGUUUUCCUUGUCAUCCUACUCGGAGCUCUGCACGGUUUAUUCCUUCUCCCUGUUCUCCUCUCACUGUUUGGACCUGGAUCCUGCAGUAAACAGGAGAAACCAAAAUUAAAAUCCCCGGCCACCUCCUACAUGUCGGACGGAGACAGUAUUCCAACUAAAUCCCGGAGAAAAAGUCCCAGCCUGGAUUUUGGUGAGGAAGGAUUAAAGAUUCCUCGACCAGCAACUACAAUUAGUUUGAGUACAGCUACAGCUACAGAUAUAGAGACUAGUGGAAGCAGUCCUGGUUCAGCUCAGGCCAAUAAACGACAAGAGAAACAGAAGAAAACCCGUCGAACCCGGCAGGAACUUCACGAGAUGUAUCAUAACAACGGAUACCUCUCCGAGGAGGACAACGAGGAGGUCGGAGUUAGAAACUGGAGGACGCAUCCUCGAGGAGCAGUUCCUGCAGGGAUAAUGUACUACAAUAACUAUCCCGGAUACUUCCCACCCUAUGGAUAUCCAGUAGAUCGUCAACCCCAGAGCAGUCAACCUCAUCCAUCCAGAGAAAGGAGACGAAGGAGCGCGAGCAGAGAAUGCAAGAAAACUAUUCCUAAGCACUGAAAACAAUUUUAAUAAAUUUCCUAAAUGUGCCACAAUUAUGUCUCAAGACACUAAGUGCCGAAAUAUUCUUCCAUUAGUUUUACUUUUACCUAUUCGUUAGUGUACUUACAGUGAGAAUUAGACAAUUGUAGAAUAAGAAGACGACAAUAUAUCAAUACUCAAGUGUAUUUAAUGUUGUUACAAAGCAAUUAGUUUUACAACUUAUUAUCUUAUUAACAACUUAUUAAAUCAGUCAUUAAGUUAAAUGGGUCUUAGUAGUGAUGAAACUGUGUCUAAUGUUCUAUUCAAAAUCAUAACUUGAGUCUAAAAGUCGUCUUCCUAUUCCAGAUUUUUUUCUGGUUCUCACUGUAGUAUUCGUUUGUGUAUAUUUAUGUCAACAGUAAUUAGAUAUUUUAAAUAUUGUCAAUUAUAAUCAAAAUGCUCAAUAAAUUAAAAACUAUGUAGA
This is a messenger RNA of Eurytemora carolleeae, 3774 nucleotides long. Its product is annotated as patched domain-containing protein 3. The transcript is spliced from 7 exons. The record is from RefSeq and is a predicted model, not a curated record. Gene Ontology annotation, cellular component: plasma membrane; cytoplasmic vesicle membrane. The coding region runs from base 228 to 3329 and encodes 1033 amino acids. Lineage: Eukaryota; Metazoa; Arthropoda; Copepoda; Calanoida; Temoridae.